Molecule: messenger RNA, 2165 nt
Organism: Carcharodon carcharias (great white shark)
Lineage: Eukaryota; Metazoa; Chordata; Chondrichthyes; Lamniformes; Lamnidae
Product: protein LBH-like
Exons: 3
Coding region: 35-397 (120 amino acids)
Biological process (GO): positive regulation of DNA-templated transcription
Cellular component (GO): nucleus
Source: RefSeq, a predicted model, not a curated record
UCUUUCUUAGGAAACUGUGACCCAAAACGCCACCAUGACAGAUGUGAUGAUCAACAGCUGUAAACCAUCGGCUGAGGAAGUGGGUCUCAAACAUGAUGAGAACAGACUUCCCUUCCAGAUCUUUCCCGACCCCUGCGAUUCCUACGAGGGUCAGUGCAAACUCAAGGACCGUUUGCCGUCCAUUGUGGUGGAACCGACUGACGUCAGUGAGGUGGAGAGUGGGGAGCUGCGCUGGCCCCCCGAGGAGUUCCUCAUCACCGAGCAGACCCCACAGGGAGAGGGCAACCGUCCCCAUUCUGGAGAGGGGGCCCCAGUGGAAAGCGAGCCAGCAUUACCCGAGGAUCAGAAGGAGCAGGGGAAUACAGAGCCAGGACACAGUCUUCCCUCAGGCAACUAACUGAUCAGCAAUGUUUUGGAAUGUGGGGGCUGAUUUUUAACAACCUAACUUGGUCAGACUUUGGCCAACUUACCUCGAUACACGGUUUCUUUGGUCAAGAUUUGGGUAGAGUUUUUACACAGAAUGGCACCUCACCUGUCUGCGAUGGGCCCCCUCGUCUGUCUACGAUGGGCCCGUCUGUCUGCGAUGGGCCCCUCGUCUGUCUGCGGUGGGCCCCUCGUCUGUCUGCGGUGGGCCCCUCGUCUGUCUGCGGUGGGCCCCUCGUCUGUCUGCGGUGGGCCCCUCGUCUGUCUACGAUGGGCCCGUCUGUCUGCGAUGGGCCCCUCGUCUGUCUGCGGUGGGCCCCUCGUCUGUCUGCGGUGGGCCCCUUGUCUGUCUGCGGUGGGCCCCUCGUCUGUCUGCGGUGGGCCCCUCGUCUGUCUGCGAUGGGCCCCUCGUCUGUCUGCGGUGGGCCCCUCGUCUGUCUGCGGUGGGCCCCUCGUCUGUCUGCAGUGGGCCCUGGUCUGUCUGCAGUGGGCCCUGGUCUGUCUGCAGUGGGCUCUGGUCUGUAAUAUCCCUUCCUUUCAGUCAGGUUGUAUGAUGAAGUUUUCCAAUUGGACACAGCUCCUGACUGACCGGGGGGGGGGGGCGUAAGGGCACCUUGCGAGGCACAGAGGCUUUUGCUGAGGGUGAGAGGAAGCUUCAGUUCAGUUUGUUACUUUCGUUUUAUUUUGAUUCUGUGUAAAACUCGACUCUUAAUUCUAAUCUUCUCCAUCUAAUACGUCAGGAUUAGUUCCAAACCUUUUAAUCAAAUGAAGGUGAAUUGUUUCCUUUUUGCUGCACAGUCAGAGCUGUCAUCACUCACUGCGCCAAACCGAGUCUGCAGCCUGAGUUGAGGAGCUGGUCAAGUCUUCGGCAUUGAGCUAACCCCUUCUGCUUUGUGGGACACAUUCUGUGCUGACCCCAAGCCAGGAAUUGGGCAGCCCCUUGACAGUGCUGACUCUGUACCACAAACCCUGCUUUCCAGGCUGAUUCACAGCUCCCAUUUCACACUCACGUAGAAUCGUUCUAGGAAGCAGCACAGAACACAAUGGAAACCGCUUGGAAGAGAUGAGAGUCAGUCUUUGUUACAGAGCAGUCAACAGACCCCCAUCUACAACACAUCUCAACAAAUAUAAAAUCUUCAAACCUACCCCCUUGGCCCCUGCUCCACACCCCCUGCCUGCCUCCCCAGUCUCACUGCCCCCCUCCUAUUCUGACUGACAGACCUUGUCCCACCCUUACACAAGGUGCCAAACCUCUCAGGGGAUUGGGGGAGGCGGAACAGAGGACAGCUUUGUGUUAUUAAGGAAUGAAGGCUGGCAGCCCUGGUCUUGUGAGGUCCCCCCCCACCCCCCCAGGCAACAGCCUCUUCCUGUUGCACACUGCCUGGUGUGUGUAAGAUUGGUGGCUGUCUCUCCACAUUGCAGACUGACAGCGAUUGUACCACUGGCUCUACAACAGUGACAGCCACACACACACCUCGCAAACCUGCUGCAGUCCCACUACCUCUUCACAGGACCAACUGGUAUGAAUCAAUGAACCUAUCCCCCCACUGCCUGGUCUCCAUCCUCACUUCAGACUCUGUCCUUCCAGCCAAUCUCCCCACGCAACAAUUUCCAUUGGAAACAUAGAAACUAGGAGCAGGAGGAGGCCAUUCGGCCCUUCGAGCCUGCUCCGCCAUUCAAUAUGAUCAUGGCUGAUCCUCUACCUCAACACCAUAUUCCCUAUCUCUCCAUAACCCUUGAUG